Carassius carassius (crucian carp) is the source of this 1389-nucleotide messenger RNA. It is a transcript of the gene nrip2, whose product is annotated as nuclear receptor interacting protein 2. The transcript is spliced from 6 exons. Lineage: Eukaryota; Metazoa; Chordata; Actinopteri; Cypriniformes; Cyprinidae. Gene Ontology annotation, biological process: proteolysis. The record is from RefSeq and is a predicted model, not a curated record. Bases 463 to 1356 code for a protein of 297 amino acids. Gene Ontology annotation, molecular function: aspartic-type endopeptidase activity.
AGGACAGUUCGCCUCUGCAGCGCUGCAAGGACAGAGUGAACAUCUCUGGGACGCAAACGGACCAAAGCUCUCAACAAUCACACGCUCUUCACCAUGACAGCCAUGCCAAUCACUGCACUGGACUGACAGCUGUCAAUCGACAGGAGAAGAUUAUCAGGAUCACCUGCUACAGGAGAGAUUACAAGCUACAAUAAGGGACUUAAGCGGAGUAAUUCCAACUUGGUUGGUUGGUUAGAAGUUGGUUAGAAGAAGGGAAAUUGGCCAUUUAUGAUCCCUUAACUGAAUGCCUGAAUGUGUUCAUGAGUGUGUGCUUUAGUGGGAGUGUGUACGAGGUUUUCUUGCUGUAUAUCAGGGUCACAGUCUUACUGGCUGUCACCCGUCAGUGAAGUGCCACAAUAAGCUUCAGUAGAGCCCGUUUUAGUGGGUAGCUCUGUUUAUUUUUGCAUUUUAGCCAAGAAAACCAUGAGUGAGGGCAAGAAGGAGUUAGAGAUGAGGGACAAAGCCAUCAUGCACCAGCAGAGGAGACUGAAACAAGCCACCCAGUUCAUGCACAAGGACUCCGCGGAUCUUCUGCCUCUGGAUGGGCUGAAGAGGUUGGGAACUUCCAAAGACCUGCAACCCCACAGCAUCGUUCAGCGCCGUCUCCUGGAGGGCAACAUUCCACGUUUGCGUGGAGAGGCCCGGGACGUCCCAUCUCAUAUUUGUUCACCCCUGGCAGACAGCAAAGAGGGCGGCGAGCCGGAGGAGAGGAGCGAGAGCACGGUGGAUGACUCCACAGAGGAGAAGGAGUCUCCAGAGGAGAGCGAAAAGAGCCUGAGGUCUGAUGAGGAUGAUGAAGAUGAAGGGGACAGCAGCGAUGCAGGUGGAAAGACCGAGUCCAAGCAGAAAAAUCAAAUAGAAGAGAAGACGAAGAAAGUGCUUGAAGAGGAUGAGAGAGCAUCCACCCUCUCAGCUCUAGUGGUCCAGUGUAAGUGUGGAGAUGCAGAAGUGAUGUUAUCCAUAAACACAGGGUACCAAUACAACCAUAUCUCUAAAACAUGCUGCAGAAGACUUGGACUGAAAACCAACCUAGGAGAGAAACCUCAUGACAAGCUGCCACUCAGUGAUUCGACAGUGGAGACAGUGAAGUCCCUGCACCUGCAGCUGGGCACAGAAAGAGUGCAAUGCACUGCCCAGGUCAUAGAGGACGCCACAUUUGAGGUGUGUCUGGGUCUACAGACUCUGCUGGAACUCAAAUGCUGUGUGGAUCUGAACUCCAGAGUGCUCCGGCUCCACAGCACAGAGCAGGAGCUUCCCUUCCUGGAUCCACCUGCUAGCAGCCUGUGCCAUCACCAUGACAACAACAAAAACAUGUGACCUCGGACCUACGUGCCCAACAGCCACCAUGAC